AUGAGCAGAACGCGCAAGGAUAGAGUAGGGAUCUUCUGGGAUUUCCAGAAUCUCGGUGUCGCAGAUCCGUCCUGGGUAGAUGGUCGCUCGGUUGUGAGCAGAAUACGCUCCAUAGCUCGUCGCUUUGGCGUUAUCAAUGUUUUCCAAGCCUACGUGGAUGUAGGAAGCAUCGCUCACCUGGUCGAGGUACGGUCAGAACUACAGACGUCGGGGGUGUCACUAGUCGAUUGUCCGCGGGACGGAGAGAACAAUGUGAUUGAAACGAUGAUGUUAGGUCGGUGCGCUCUCCUACGCCUCCAGAAAGCUAAUGAUACGUCCCGACUCAUGCGCACGAAUUUAGUGGAUAUGAUGGCGUUUCCUAUGGACUGUUCUACGCCUGUAACUCUCAUCCUGGUAUCGAGCAACCACCACUUUGCGUAUGCCAUAUCGGUCCUUCGCAUGCGCCACCAGGACGUGGUGGUUAUAUCGAAAGAUGCCCAUGGAGUGCCUCUCCAACAUGUCGCGUCCCGAAUCAUAGACUGGGAACGUGAUGUACUGGGUAGGGAUACAUCCGAUUCAUUGUCGAUACAACACGGUGGUUCCUUGAACGCUGCGAAAGGCACGGAAGCGUCUAAUGAAUUUGAAUCCAGCAGUGCAUCGGGGCGCCCCGACUCGUACUGUGAUCGCGUUUCCACCGAGCAUCCUGACGUAGUGGCUGAGAGAUCCAAUGAGGCUAUAAUGACCAUGGGUCCUCAAGAUCUACCGGUUAACGAGGAAACAUCAAAGCUCCAGUUAACCGACGAGGUAGAAGAGACAGACAAGCUGCGCGAUCAUGUUGUCAAUGCUCUAUCGUCUGAUGGGUUAAGCCUUACUACAGUGGAGGGCAGCCCAGAGUACCCGGAGCCAGAAAGCACCUACGCCCCUUCCUCGAUAGAUGUCGAGAUGGUGGAGACGUUAUCGCAUCCCGCCAACGCUUUUGACAAAGAAGCGGUUAUUCUUAUGCUGAAAGGAGACGACGACGUUCAGCCAAGCGACCCUGCUUUCAAGUCGGAGUCGCAAGUACAAGCUGCUUCUUUGUACCAAGAGUCGUCUCCGCCUUCUACCUCAAUGGCGGCGCUAGGACCCGAGACUACCGCCUUGAAUGGAAGGCAGAAUAACGGCGCGCUGACGGCACCAGGACCGAUGGGAAGCCAAUUGGAUCACUUGCACAAUGCGAACGCCGGGCCGACCCUCUUAUCCAUAGACUGGCACUAUAGGCCUUUCGUGGAGUUUUUGGACAGGAGACGUAUGAGCGGAACGUCGCAACUGACCUGGGAGCAAGCCAAAGAAUUGUUUUGGAACGGAGCGAUCAGAGAUGAAGUCUGUAGAACAUUUGCAAACUACGUCGUACGCUGCUCUGAAGCGGGGCUCAUCGACAUUGCUGUAGAACAAGAUUCUAAUGCAGCUGAAGGGACAAAGGCUUCUAUAGAACUGAGAGGUCCCUGGCACGGUGUGCUAUCCAGGACGGGGUCGUCUUCCGAAUGCAUGCUAUCUCGGACUUCGCGGCUUGUGAAGACGAAGACUCUAGCCCCUACUACACCGAACCCCGAGCGAGAAUCCUUCAAGAAUGAAGCUUCAUCUCCGGUCAUAGGAGAAUAUCUCGGUCGUGGGGUUACCAAUACUGAAGAUUUUAAUGUUGUUGCGCAUGGAUUGUCCCCUGAACCAUGUCAGGGCGAUUUCUUCCCUCGCGUGGCUAUUACCAUGCUUUCCGACAACCAUCCUCCUUCAAUGCUCCUUGACGGAGUAAUUGAUCCUGCUGCUCCCCGCCCAUCCACUGAGGAGCAGACUCGUGCCGCGGACUCACUCUCACUGUCUACAGAUAUAAAAUCGGCAGUCUCUCUGAACAGCAACGUUGGUGGAUCAGGGGAAGCUAGAACGCCAAGUUGCGAUGGGCCCUCUACGGCUUCGCAUAAAGCAACAACUUCCAAGGAGAAGCAGGAACAUAACGAAGGUGAAGGAAUCGAGCUAGGUGGAGGAGCUCCCUCUCCUCAACCUGGCAGUGUUACGAAAAGCUGGUCUUCGAUCGCGCCCCGCUACAGGCCCCUAGUUGCGUAUCUGGAGAGGAAGCGUCUGAGCGGCGCCCAGGAGAUAUGUUUUCCACAAAUCGCCGAGGAGUUCUGGACAGGUGCCAUGAGAAGCCGAGUUGCAACUGACGGUCGUCUCAAACUGUAUAUUGAAGAGUGCCAUCAAGUUGGGAUUGUUGCUCGCUCAUUCAAGGUUGAUCCGGGAAACCGACACGUGAAGGAGAGAAAGAAAUACAUAUCGCUGCGAGGUGAAUGGCACGGGAUAUUCUCGGGUAAUAUGUCCGAAUCUUUCAACGCCACAGAUUCAAAUGGCCAAUGGUCCUAUCCGGAUGUCGACCUUCACCUCGGAGAGCCUGUCAGAAUAGAAAAGUCAUUCAUACAUUCACGGUAUCUGCCAUUGGUGGAAUAUCUGAAGCACAAGCGUGAAAGCGGGAUCGUGAAAGUAAGCUGGGACGAGGCUACCAAGUCGUUCUGGACCGGCGUCAUACGGGAGCAGAUCGGCGGUCAGUUUGGACGGUACGUCAAGGAUCGCAGCGAGGCUGGGUUCGUCGACAUUAUCGUAUACAAGAAAGGCACGAAAAAGAAUAAACACAAGGAAAAGUAUAUAGCCUUGAGGAGCUUCCCAGACGGCGCGGUAUCAUGCCCUCACGGGGCCUGUCCAAGUUCAGGGGUGCGGGUUACAGACGACAAAGCCUGCAAUAGCAAGGCUGCAGGCGUACCGGUGUUCUCUAAAGUGGCAAGCGCCAUCACUGACACUGAACAAGAGUCGGGACCUAUCCUAGACACCAGGACCCUUGGCUCUCCCCAGGCAAUCGUUACACCCAUGGGAGAUAGAUCACCUGUAUCGAUCCCACCGAGCCUAGAGCAGGACUAUAUCACAAACUCAUCGACUGCGGGCAGAACACAAGACAACAGCGACGCUGCUACACUUCCGCAAUCGAACCAUCCUACCAUGCCUGGGUCCCCAGCGAAGUCCGAGACUGCAUUGAGUGAUGCAUCCUCGGACUCUUACCAGACCGCAACGUCUUCGAUGAUCUACGAGGACAGGCGGGAGGAAUCGGCCUCUGCAGAGAAUAACUCCACGACUGGAAACAAACCUAGCGAGGUUACGAACAGAUCCAGUUCAAAAAGUAUCCAUUGGUCUGUAUCCGAUCUUCCGGAAGUGAACGUGCCACCUACAGUAACUCUCGACUCGCCUCCUAGCCAAGAUAGUGUUCAACGGUUAUCCUCUGCUGUCGAAGCAGGAUAUGCCAAGCCAGAGUCGGCUCAUCAAGACAGACACGGCUCCUCAGGACCAUAUCCGUCUUCUGCCGAUACGCUUCUCGAUCGCGUUGCUUCGACCCAGUCCAUAGAACACAAGAAAUGCAACACUCCCACAGAGAUGUCGACAGGUGUGGAGCGGAUCAGUCAGGAUGCAAGCAGAAAUCCGACGUCAUCUCCCCCAGUGUCUGGAAAGUCAGGUUCCCGGACGACUUCGCCGAUAGUGUGGGUCGAUGGUAUAGUGGAUCUCGAAGAUCUUCCUGGCGAGUUGCGACCUGCCCCUGUGCCCUCUUCGUCCUCUAACUCGACGACUACCCCUCACAAUAGCCUGCCCUCGGUGCCCUUGGAAUUCAGGGUGCUAGUCGUGUACUUGGAGAAAAGAUGUCGGAUGGGUGUUCCGCAAGUACGACGUUGCACGAUCAACGAAAGGGUAUUCAGGCGGAACCCUCAGAUUGCUGCCGGUAAAACAAUUAAGCAGUACAUCGCAAGAGCCAUCCAACUUGGUUUCGUGACCCGCUCGGAGAUGAAUGGGAAGAAAGGUCAAUGGUUUGAGCUCGGAGCAAAAUGGCGCGGUCUAAGGUUGCCUGAAGACGAGCCUUCGUCUUCCGCCUACAGAUCCGAUCAAGCCGCUACUGCGAACACGGGUCCCGAAAAACUUGAGGCACCUAAAGACAAGCUGACACAGGGUACAGCGAAUACUCAGGUCACUACUGAAGACUCGGCAUCAUCUCAUCCAACAUCGGCUCUGUCUUCAGUGGCUUCGCCGCCUUCGAAGCAUUCCAUAGUGUGGAGUGAGGGGCUAGAGGAUCUCGCAGAGCUCCCUCUCGGAUACAGACCGCCGUCUGAUAUUCCAAUGUCGGUACCACCCAUCAAGCUGUCGUCAGUGCCCUUGGAAUACAGACCGCUGGUGAUGUUCUUAGAAGAGAAGCGUCGCGCCGGUAGGCCAGAAGUUGGGUGGGCUAGCGUCAACAAGAAUGUUUGGGUCAAGCCUAGGCAGCCUCCGGCUGGCGGGAAGUUCCAAAGAUACGUGGAACGAGCUGCUGCAAAAGGGCUGGUAAACAUCAGAGGAAUGUCCGAACCGAAAGCAGCAAGGGCGAUUGCACUACGAGAGGAAUGGCACGGUGUAUCGACGACAUGA
Molecule: messenger RNA, 4440 nt
Organism: Gloeophyllum trabeum ATCC 11539
Lineage: Eukaryota; Fungi; Basidiomycota; Agaricomycetes; Gloeophyllales; Gloeophyllaceae
Exons: 4
Coding region: 1-4440 (1479 amino acids)
Biological process (GO): post-transcriptional gene silencing
Cellular component (GO): cytoplasm; peroxisome
Molecular function (GO): RNA nuclease activity; mRNA base-pairing post-transcriptional repressor activity; CCR4-NOT complex binding
Source: RefSeq, a predicted model, not a curated record